UCUUCCCCAGCCACGGUCGACCAAGUCGGACGGCGAGCCGCGAGCAAAGCAGGAAAUAAACCAACUCGCAGCACAAACACACACACACACCAUGGUGAUGGAGGAGGCGGUAGACGGUGAGAUGAGCUUGUCGAACAUGGUGCUGGGCUUCAUGGAAGAUUUCGAGAGGGACCAUCAGCGACGGUUGGAGAACGACGACGACGACGACGAGGGCUCCAGCGGUGGCGACACCGCCGAGAGCAAGGCCUUCUGGCAGACACAACAUUCCCAGCUGCAUGAGGCUCUGGCCAAGACGAGCCCGGCCGAGAGCAGGAUCCGCGCGGACACGGAGGAGGCCGUCAAGAGCAUGCGCGCCGCCGCGGCCUGCUCCUGCACGGGAAGGGGAAGACCCGCCGCCCGGGACUGCCGGCUGUGCAUGCUCCGGCACGUCGCCGACCGGCUGCGCGACGCCGGCUACAACAGCGCGCUCUGCAAGUCCAAGUGGACGCGCUCGCCGGACAUCCCUUCAGGAACGCGUCUCUUUCUCUCACGGUUCAGUGAUAGCGGCCACCACUUGCGGCGUACGUCCACAUCAACCCUGUCCGACCUAAGGAAUUACAACACGUACGUUAGCUGCUCAACAUCCCAAAAAUCUGAACCAGAUACAUUCGAUGCCGAACAAGUUGGUUCCUUCGUUCGUUCGUUCUGCUUCACGAGUUUGUUUGGCCAUCGUCCGUUACAUGCUGACGUGUUUAAUUUCCGAAACGUGCGCAGGCGAGCACAGCUACGUGGAGGUGGUGGUGCAGACGAGGAGCGGCAAGGCGGUGCGCGUGGUGGUGGAGCUCAGCUUCCGCGCCGAGUUCGAGGUGGCGCGCGCCAGCGCCGGGUACCGCGCGCUGGUGACCGCGCUGCCGGAGGCGUUCGUGGGGCGGGCCGACCGCCUGCGCGGCGUCGUCAAGGUCAUGUGCGCCGCGGCCAAGCAGUGCAUGAAGGAGAACAACAUGCACAUGGGGCCCUGGAGGAAGCACAAGUACAUGCAGGCGAAGUGGCUCGGCACGCCCGAGCGGACGGCGCCGGCGGCCGUGGCGGCGACGCCCGUGGUGGUUCCGUCGGUGACGGUCGUCGGCUCGCCGGAGAAGCAGACCAAGUUCAGGGCGUCCAUGCUCACCUUCGACUUUGGCCGGAACGCGGUGGAGGUCGCGUGAUGGAGUAUAGAUAUAUACUGCCGAGCUGCAUUAGUAGUUCUACUUCUAUAUAGAGUGUCAAUGUAUACGGGAGGAAAAAAAUGGUUUCUAUAGAGUGCACCCCAGCCGAGUUUUAGGUUUUUGUCAGGAUUCAGAAAGCCAAUGUCGAAGGCCAAAUCGGUAAUCAAUCGAGCUCGAGAUAAGGCAAGCUUGUGACGUACUCCGAUCGCGUCGCUGUAAGAGAGCUGCAAGCUCAAAGCUCAUGAAUUUUGUUUUAAACUGAAGAAUGCCCCCUAUUGUAUUGUAAGGGAAU
Sorghum bicolor (sorghum) is the source of this 1476-nucleotide messenger RNA. RefSeq lists its product as uncharacterized. The record is from RefSeq and is a predicted model, not a curated record. NCBI's taxonomy places the organism in Eukaryota, Viridiplantae, Streptophyta, Magnoliopsida, Poales, Poaceae. Bases 92 to 1237 code for a protein of 381 amino acids. The transcript is spliced from 3 exons.